AUCAAAUUCAAAAUAUUUGGAACAUGUAUAAAGUAUGCGCUGCCGUGGGCAAAACCACUCUCACAGUCCUCACUUGCCUCGUAUAGAGGUUCUACGCGCGAGUGUAGUAACAAGUCUGCAGUCUGUCAAGAAUUUGUUAUAAAUAAAUAAUUUAGUGUUUCGAAAGAAAAUUAAUUUUUCGUCAUGGGUGUUAUACGAAUUCACUGGAUCUGUGUAAUUAUUUGGUGCUUAGCAUUCAAACCUCUUAAUUCACAAUGGGCAUUCGACGACGAUGGUUGCCGAACACCAUACAGAGGAAUCGGAACUUGUGUACCUAUAAAGCAAUGUCGGCCAAUGGUGGAGUACCUUCAAUCGGCACCAGCACUAACAUCCCAGGUUAUUCAAAUACUAAACGAGUACCAGUGCGGUUUUGAAAGGAAUGAGGUGAAGGUCUGUUGUCCAGAUGGUGCAAUACAGAUCAAUAAGCCAAAGAAUCCUACGGGCCACAGGAACCUAAAUCUAUUACCGCAAAAUUGCGGACUACUUCCUGGUGGAAAUCGAAUUAUAGGAGGGAAUAAAACCGCCCUGUUCGAGUUCCCGUGGAUGGCUUUAUUGACGUAUGAUACGCCAAAUGGACGGGACUUUCGAUGCGGCGGUUCUAUUAUCAAUAGCCGAUACAUAUUAACGGCCGCACAUUGCAUAACGAAGCUUUCCAAUCUGAAACUGGUACAGGUACGUUGUGGAGAAUAUAACAUCAGUUCUUCGUUGGACUGUGAAAUUCAAAACGAACCUCAGGCGGAAACACUUUGCGCGCCUCCAGUGCAGGAUAUGGACUUUGAGGAAACUAUUCCACAUCCCGACUACAAUCCGGCCACUUAUACUGAUGAUAUUGGGUUAAUUCGUUUGGCUGCACCAUUAAACCUCAGUGUGGAAAGCGUGAAGCCAAUCUGCCUUCCCGUAGACAACUCCUUGAGAAACUUCAAUUUCACCUCUCGAAGACUGAUCGUCACGGGUUGGGGUGCUACGGAAGCAGGUCGAAGGAGUGAAGAUUUACUAAAGGUGGAAGUCGGAGUCACGUCAUUGGAAAAUUGUCGGAGAAUUUAUGCAAAUACGCCCGCUCUUCUAAAUGAAAAACAAAUUUGUGCCGGUGGCCAUAAAAAGAGAGAUUCGUGUGGGGGAGAUAGUGGAGGACCAUUGCAGAGGAUAGACACAUUGUAUGAUGAUUCCCGCUUUGUGCAGUAUGGUAUAGUCUCAUUUGGGCCCAGACUUUGUGGGCAAGAAGGUUUUCCGGGGGUUUACACCAGAACGGAUUCAUACAUGGAGUGGAUUUUGGACAAUUUAAGACCGUAGUUCCUUUGAUGCACGUACUGUUUUCAUUGUCAUUCCUUCUUAGAAUCAUCAUUUAACUUAUUCUGCACAGUAGCGCAAACUUAAUGUAUAGGCUUAACCUAAUUUAAUACGUAAACUAAAUAGUACUUAAGUUUGCUUCACUACGAUACAACGAAGCACCAUGCAUACGCAAUAUUUGUGUUUGUAAAUAUUUAUUAAAAUUAAGCCUGUGAUGUACUGAUUGUAUAUAAUUACGUCUUUUAAGUUAGUGAUAAAUCUGAGUUUUAAUUUAAUGUAGAAUACGAAUAUAUAGUAGUAGAACUUAAGAAAAGUCCAUUAUUAUUCCUUACAUUAAUUCUCCAGUAUUUUUAUGUUUUAAGUAAAGUUUACCCAAUUGUUAAAAA
Messenger RNA from Photinus pyralis (common eastern firefly), 1712 nucleotides. RefSeq names its product serine protease easter-like. Gene Ontology annotation, biological process: proteolysis. The record is from RefSeq and is a predicted model, not a curated record. The transcript is spliced from 6 exons. The coding region runs from base 184 to 1329 and encodes 381 amino acids. Lineage: Eukaryota; Metazoa; Arthropoda; Insecta; Coleoptera; Lampyridae. Gene Ontology annotation, molecular function: serine-type endopeptidase activity.